CUCAUGGAUGCUGGUGUCCUGUCAUUUUUGUUUUUAUUCAUUCACAUCUUUUUUGUUGUUGUUGUUGCUGUUGCUGUUGCUGUUGUUGUUGUUGUUCCUGUUGCCGUGUCAAAAGAAUCAGUGUAUCUGUUCUAUAUAUCCAUCUUCCGUAUAACCGGGAGGUCUGUAUACUGGAUCAAGUCAGCCAAGCGAGUAGUGCGAAUGUCAGAUUGAUAGAUAGAGUAUAGGAUUGUAUAUACUUCUUUAGCCAUCUAACUCAAAUAUAACCAUGCAGUGAUGCUAG
This is a messenger RNA of Aspergillus candidus, 283 nucleotides long. RefSeq lists its product as uncharacterized. The transcript has a single exon. The record is from RefSeq and is a predicted model, not a curated record. NCBI's taxonomy places the organism in Eukaryota, Fungi, Ascomycota, Eurotiomycetes, Eurotiales, Aspergillaceae. The coding region runs from base 4 to 213 and encodes 69 amino acids.